Molecule: messenger RNA, 4221 nt
Organism: Zootermopsis nevadensis
Lineage: Eukaryota; Metazoa; Arthropoda; Insecta; Blattodea; Termopsidae
Source: RefSeq, a predicted model, not a curated record
CGGUUAUUAUUUAUCGGCAUUAACCAGUUCGACUGCUAAAACUAAUUAUAUACCCUUGUUGAGACGCUGACAGUCACUCAGCUGACUUGGCUCAGGUUAGAAACCUGUGUCUGUCUUGUGAACAGAAUCUCCGGAUGCCGAAGAGGGCAAGGAUAUUGACCAGCUGAGUUACUGACAGCUGUAAGAGGUUUGAUGUUUUGCCGACAGUGAAAAUACUGCCUUAGUGGUCUUCCGGAUUGUGACGACGUAUAUGUUUGCAGGUGGUUACCAUCGUUUCGAAGGAAUAUAUCGCCUCCAUCUUCAGAUGUUGUCCAGGUGGACGUCCGUCGUCGCGACGGUGGGACUGUUGUGCCUGGCAAUUCCAGACGCCCUAUCCCAGUCUAACUAUGCAAGCCACGCCAAUGACGUGGCCUACACCGGCGAAGGUUUACCAGACUCAGCCACUCUAGACGGAAAAGUGACCAAACUGGAUGACUUGUCGUCUGUCAUAUUUCUGAACAGGACGAAGGCGACCCUCAACUGCGGGGCAGGCUCCAUGCAGGUGGAACUCAAAUUUAAAGAACCCUUUUUCGGGAUAGCCUACGCGGAUUUUGACCGUAACAGCGCCUGCCAAGUGGCUGGCAAAGGAGGCAUCAACUAUAAUUUGGAGUUACCAUUGAAAGGAUGUGGCACUAAGCAGGAUCCUCAGAGGGUGUUCACGAACAAUGUUGUGGUGCGGUUCCACCCAGGACUUGAGAUGGAUGGCGACGAAAUCAUCACCAUCGUGUGUCGCUACCCUCCCCCCGUGGCACCUCCCCCACUGGCGCCCCUUCCCAUCUUGGAGCCAAUUCCACCUGCAUCUGUCUUAGAGCCACCACUGAAAGGUUUUCAUAUUCUUCUCAUCAUCUGCGCCAUCUUGUUUCUGUCGCUGCUGCUGCUGGGUCUUGGGUGCUCGUACAUCUGUCUCAAGAAGCGGAGAGUCACAGUGGUCAGGAGGCACCCAUUCUCUUCCACAGGCACUGGCUCCGAGAUUACCAAACUGUCUGGUUCCAGUCUGGGUAACAUUUCAAUGUUUGAAGGCCUCAAGAUUCCUCGAGCGCACGCGGCAGCCACGGCUACUGGUAGUUCUUCAGGUUCUGAAGCUGCCCUUAUUAUGCCAGGUGAACAUUCAGACACCUUGCCAAGUGACUACCCGUCAGAGUCUCCCAGCUCAGCACAUUCUGAGGUGGAAGAUGUGGAUACCAGAAGUGAGGCAACAUCAAGUUUUUACUCUGAAGGCUACGGCCAACAUACAGAAGCGGAAGUGGCGGCUGCAACAGCUGUAGCAGGUGUAGUACCAAGACCUCCCAUUGCUGUAGUCGCACCUCCACCAGAACCUAAGUUUGACGUGUCAGUCCGGGUUAAAAGAGCUCCCCCACCCCCGCCAUCACCUACACCACCACCAUCUGAUGUUGAGAGCACAAUAAGCACUCAGGCUAGGAACCUCACAACAAUCUUGGAGCGGGAAGAGAUCCAGCGAUCAUUUGAAGAUAUUCCCAAGCCAACAACUACAACAUUUACCUAUGUUCCAGAGUUACAUCCACCCCCUCCUCCAGCCAAAUAUGCUCAGACUCCUCCUGUCUAUUCCCGCAUCUUGCGCCGCCAACAAGAACAGCUCCAGACUCGUGAUGCUGCAGAGACGUUGUCACAGAGAUCAAUUCCAGACAAUGAUAACUGGUCCCAGGGAGAGGAUUUCAUCGAUGCUCCUCAGAGACGCAUGUCCAUUACCUCGGCACGCUCCUUGGCAAGCCUCAAUACAGAGAUGACAGAGACACGGUCAAUGUCUGAGAUAGUCGAUAGUUCCCACAAGCGGUAUGCUCCGGCAACCACAACCAUUGCACCACCUCCACCUCCACCACCACCUAUUGUACCAUCCACGCACUAUACCAGCGAGAUUGAUGAACAGAUCAACACAACUGAGUUCCUGGAGCCACCAGUAGUUGUAUCUCGUCGCCCCGAGAUCACGUCUCAUGUCGUGGAUGAUGUAUUCCUGAGGACCAUCACCGAGAAACGCACAAUUGAAGACAUUGAACGCCACAGAAGGCAGGUUACCGAGUACCACACAAGGCCACAGCCGCCACCAAAUCCCAAAUGGGAUGUAGUGAUCCGAAACUACCCAGCACCCAAUACUCAAGAAGCUACACAGGGCAGUGAACCUGGGCCAGACUGGGAGAGUUUCUCUGAAUCAUCAUCUGUAUCUGGCUACCCAACAACACCCACUGCAGAGUAUCACCACGCACAAGUGGACAUUGAACGUAACUAUCUGAGUACACUCGACGUUCCGCCACAAGACCCGCCAAUCCCUAAUUGGGAUGUGCUUAUCAGAGUACUAAAUCCACCACCCACAGAGGAACUUCAGCCCCAUGGAACAUCCAGCGAGGUCUUUAGAGAAGAAGCUGUUCUGACAGUCGAAGACCGUGAGAAGUGGCGUCAGAUCAUUACCACAGAAUCGACUUUGAGAACCCUACUCACGGAAGCUACAGUACGUGAAGACUAUGAACGAAUCCGAAAAGAUCAACGAUACGAAAAACUCUUUGAACCGAAGAAAUGGGAUGUAAUUAUUCGCGUUCUUUCGCCAUCUGAGAAGCCUUCUUUUGACCAGCGUGGAGGACCCUCCAAUUCCCGCUACAGACGUAAGACUGACUGGGACACAAGGAGCAGAAGAAGUUCACUCCCCACUCUUUAUGAAUAUGACUCAGAUGGUGGGUCAUCUGUGCGAACUCUUGUUCCUGAUGUUGUUCCACCCCCAGGUUCUGGUCCAGCAGGUACUGACCCAGUACCACGAUCUCGCCGUACUUCACGGUCCAGUCUCCGUUCAGACAUGGAUGUCCGUUCUAUGACCGAAGUUAUGGUUGACUUUGCUCGCCCUGACAUGGCAGACACUUUAAGUGAUGCCAGUGGGCCAAGCUCAUAUUACCGCCCAGGGCCUGGAGGUCCUCGAAGGUUCUAUGAUGAUGACGAUUUGUUGUUGAUGGGUGGAGGACAUGGAACAGCAUCUGAAGAUGAAGAUUAUGGAGGAAGGGUUAUGGAGACUGGGAGCUUAGUUCGGUCUGUGAGUCAGCCUUCUCUCGCUAGAUCUGCAUCUGAGUUUACGGAGCACUGGGUAGCACCUGGCCGACGUCAUUGGGAUGCUGGUGACCUCAGCAGCCCCGAACACUCCCCAAGAUCUGCCCGCAGUCGCACUUCCACUGCAAUGAGCAGUGUGAGCCAACAUCAGCCAUCUGGCAUCCCUUCACCUGGCACCCAGGUCCUGUACACUAGAACUGCAACCACGGUGAGGGAGAGUUAUCAGCAGCAGGGAUGGUUCGGUGAUGCUGAUAGUGAGGCAAGCUUCAAGUGAUUUUCAUGCUGAGCACAGAGCCUUGGAUAUAGGAAGUAAAAAUUGGUACAGUAUUAUACUGGACAAUCUUCUAAGGAACCUUAGCGAAUAAGUUCACGCAAAUAUCUGAAUCUGUUAUAGAAAAGCACAAAAUUUGUUAAGUUUUCCAUAAAAGAAAUUGGUUUGGUAUUACCCUGAGAUGUUUUAAUUUGAAAUUGAUGCCAUUUGCAAUGUCACAAUAUAAAUUAAAUUAUUAUAAAAUCUGCUUUACUUCAUAGCUCUUGAUGAUGGAGGGUAAAUGAAUAUGUAGCAUUGACAGAAUGAUGAUUAACUAUAAAACCUGUCCUAGUGCCACUUUGACUUCAAAAAAUCCCAAUAUGGAUUGUCUAGGGAUUAAACUUGAUCCUCUGCAGAACUCAGUUACUGUUAUUUUAAUGCUGAGUUCAGCAUUGAUGGAGAUUUACUAACAUGAUGACCAUUUAUUAAAACCUGUACACAUUACAUUAUUCCUCUGGUCCUAAUAUAAUAAAAAUAGUAAUAAUUUAACAAAGACUCACAAUAGAAUUUUUUGUUUUGUAUCUACAAGGCUAUUGCAAUAAUUAUGUACUAAUUCGUGUGCCAAAAUAGAUAUGAAAUGCCUGUGGUGUCUUAGACAAAUGAAUAUUACGUCAUAUGUACAAGAGCAAUUCUUUGUUACGUACAAGGAACUGAAUGUUUAACUGAACAAUGAAAAUUUGUUUAUUGAAUUGACAUAUAAUCGAAUAAAUAGCUGGAAAAAAAUAUUGAAAAUAUGAGAUUGUUGUAAGUUGCUUUUACUAAGAUAGGGAUGUGGUCUAAGACAGUGGUAUUCAACCUUUUUUUGUUCGCGUAUCCCCAGAUAUAAU